Molecule: messenger RNA, 168 nt
Organism: Symbiodinium sp. CCMP2456
Lineage: Eukaryota; Dinophyceae; Suessiales; Symbiodiniaceae
Source: the annotation of a GenBank genome assembly
AUGGCCGACGGCCGGCACGCGGAGCGACAGCUGGUCGAUGCCAACCAUGGCCUCACGAGCCUCCGGCGGCGAGGUCGUUGGCGCCAGGCUGCACACGCCUUCUGCACGCUACGCCACAGGACACUCCGGCCCAAUGUCUUCAGCUACAGCAUCGCCAUCUCAGCCCAC